Messenger RNA from Boeremia exigua, 960 nucleotides. RefSeq lists its product as uncharacterized. NCBI's taxonomy places the organism in Eukaryota, Fungi, Ascomycota, Dothideomycetes, Pleosporales, Didymellaceae. The record is from RefSeq and is a predicted model, not a curated record. The transcript has a single exon. The coding region runs from base 189 to 749 and encodes 186 amino acids.
CAUUUCCGCGCACUGGAGUUUCGUGCCCAGAGAAUAUAUAACCAUGCCGAGUGUCUUGUAGGACUUCUAUCACCAACUAAUCUAAUUCCAUCUUGUGCUGGUCACUCGCUAACUGCAUUACAUUCUCUUUCAUCACGAACCUUUAUAAAAUACAUCUUCUUCAGUAUUCUAAUAAUAAUCUAAACAAGAUGUUCCCCUCCACCUUCCUCAGUAUUGGCUUGUUCGCCGCCACAGUUUUGGCCCAUGGCAACAUCACCAGCCCUCCAUCCCGUCUCCCGGGCCCAGCAAUGGCCAAGGUAUGCGGUCAAGCCGCUGUUGCAGCCAUCAACGCCGACGGCACUGGUCCCCUCGAGAACAUUCCCAGCAACGGCUCGCCGCAGUGCAACAUCGGCUUGUGCAAGGGUGCGCAGUUCGCCGACAACCAGCGAAAUGUCCAGCAAUACGCACCAGGAGAGCUGGUCAACUUCUCUGCCGUUCUUCCUAUUCCUCACGAGGGGCCUUGCAACAUUUCAAUCAUCGACACAGCAUCCAACACUAUGAUCGAGACACUGCUUGUUUUCGACUCGUACGCAGACGAGAACUUGGCGCAACUCCCUCUCAACAACACACAGUUCAGUGUGAACAUGCCUCAAGAUCUGGCUGCUGGCCAGUGCACACAGCCGGGAGCAUGCACCAUGCAGUGGUUCUGGUUCGGAACUGCCGCGCAGCAAACUUACGAGAACUGCGUUGACUUUGUUAUGACGGCAUAGAUGGCCGCAAGCUGUGGUGUCAGGAAACAUUAAUGGGUGGACGGCAUUGUUUUCGAUAUCAGCGCAUUAAAACUUUUGAGAAUACCUGGUUGUAAUCUCAUGACGUGGUCGUUCAUGGUUUUCAUUCGAUACCCAUAGAGUUCUUCGCUUGCUGUGCAAUAAUGUCAUCUGUAUAUAUCGGUCAAGUUGUCCAGUGCCAGGCACAGAACAA